CGUCGAUUAAUAUUCAUGCUACAGUGACUACAAUCCUGUCCUUCGGGUACCUAGAAUAUCGCUACCUCCAUGGUUCAACUUUUCCCAACAGCAUCCGUAGAAUAACCUCACAGAUUGAUGAGUGUAUAAUGUUUUGUGGGUCCGAGGAAAAAUUUCGGAUAGUCUUCUAGAGUAGUAGAAUAAAUACAUUUCAACCUUAGAAGAUUUCAACAGUUGUCUUGCGUGACCAUGUUAUCUUUGAUAUAUGUUGAUAUUUGAUGAUUGAUGUCAAUCACAAAACACAUCAGAACAAUGUCAAUAUAACCUAGACUUUUGUUUUGGUGGUAAAAACGCAAAAAUAUUUAAAAACAUGAUUUUCCUAUAUUAUGAGAGGAACUAUUGAAGGAGAAAGUGGAUAAAAUAGUACUUUUGUUAAAGUUCAUUAUUCAAAGUUAAAAUGAAGUCUAGUUUCAUAUUUCCUAAUUUAGAAAACUUGUGUGAACUUCCAGGAGCACCUAGUGAUAAAAUUAUAGUAAUAUCAAUCAUCGGUAAGUCCCCACUUAGGAAGGCUGGACUUAAAGUGAAAUCUGUAGGACGGAUACCACUAACAAGUUAUCAAAAUGUUGAGUGUGCUAUUGAUGGCUCAUAUGAUGAAGAAAAUCAAAUACUAUACCUACAUGUACAAACUUUAUUAGACACAGAUAUAUUGAUAAGAUACUAUAAAAACUUGGAAGAUAAUCCAGAAUAUGAAAAUGCACAUUUCUUCUCUAUUUAUGAUGAAGUCAAGAGUAGUUUUGCCAGAUAUUUGUUGUUUUUGUUCUAUGUUAGCCAUAUUGUCAUACUGUCGCAUCCUGGGUAUACCCUUGACAGUAGUUAUAUGCAAUAUUUUAAGGCUGUGGAUAACUUAAGUCAAAAAAUGGUUGAUAAAAUCAAAGAUGCACUUCAGUCAAAUGACGAAAUUGGCUCUGAUUUAGCAGCAAAUGGCCGAUUUUGUACACCAAGGCUAGUAUUCUAUUUUGAAAAAUGCCCAAAAAAUGUUCAGAAUUUGAAAAAACUUGAACACAAUCUAGAAGACAAAAUAUAUCAUAUUUUGAGAAAGACACGAAUAAUCAGCACUAUGGGAGGAUCUUUGUUUGCCAUCCCUUUAAAUGACGAGUUUGUGCAUAUUUCUCAAGAGCUUGCUACAGAUCCAUUAGAUAGUAUGGUAAAAGGUUUGUUACAGGACUGUCAACCUGGAGGUGCCAUGCAGAUUGAAGUACCAUACUCCAGUCAGUUUCACCGUGAAGGGAGGCUAAAAAAAUUCCUUCAAGUUUACAUCCAACAAGCUAGAACCAAAGGAUUUGAUGAUUGUGUCAGUUCUGGGAGACAUCAGCAUUCUCCUCCAUCAUAUUUUGAGUUACCUACAUUAAAGGAGUGGAUAGAUUUUGCUAAAAUAUUACAUUCAAUCACCAUUAAAAAUAAGCUUGUCUCUUCAUUGUGUAUCGACACUAGAUUUUCCGAGCAACGUUGCUUGAAAGUACUGCCGUUAGCAUUAGCUAGGUACCAAGAAGGGCUUCCUUCACACUAUGCCAAAUCUGGGCAUGAAGCAAGGUUAAAUAUGGCAUUUGCUUUGUUGAAAACUCAAGCUAGAGGUCCGGCAUAUCCUCAGUAUGCUCAACAGCUAGAACUAGAAUGUCAAGCAUUCUGGGAAAAUGGUAGACAGCAGUGUGAAGCUGCAUCUAUGAUGGGAAAUCCAUGUAAACUUCCGAAACAUGGAAGUGACAAAGAACAUUUUAGUGGAUUUGUUUAUAAGUCUGCGUGUGACUGCGGCAGAAAAAUAUGUCCAAGAGAAGACCCCUAUACUAUCAAACAAGCCAACUACACGUUCUACCAGCAAGCGGCAAAGGAAUGUCAAUGCUCGAAACUAGAACGACUAACCUUGCCAGUGUUCGAACCGUCAGUGAAGGAGUUCAAAGAAGCAAACUUGAAAGAAUGGGAAGACACUGCAUCAGAAUCUUCUGAUAACGCCGAGAACUACGCGCUGUGUGAUCUGCCGAGACAUUGGUCGGCACCUAGUACUGUAGAGUACUUGCCAGGGAUGUUGACUCUGAGUUCUCCAGCUGGGUUGUUGCCCGAGUUUCAGAGCUGGUCGCUUGUAUGUCUUGGCGCCUCUUCGCUUUACAGCCACAAUUUAGGAUUAUCCGAAUCCCACCAUCCUGGUUUUCUCAGCUCUACAAAUUACUUGUUGCCAUGGGACGUUACUGUGUAUCCAAAUUCCAAGCAGAAUUGGCCUCACGUUAAUAAAUACGCUAUCAGAGGUAGAAGAGGACGUCAAACAGGCAGUUUGCCACAGUUUACUGUCAAAGUUUUCAUCGGUGUUGAGUAUGAGUGUACUUCUGGUCAUAGGUUUAUGUUAGCCGCUCCUGAUAGAAUCUUAAAAGCAACACCUGGUAGUAUAGUCAAAGAUACUGGCCACAAAAUAGCAGAAAGCGAUUUGCCAUUAUAUUAUCCAUGUCCCUGUCGGGGCGGAAAGUUGGCGCAACUGUUGAGGCUCCACGUAGUUACGCCUAAAGCGCCAGUCAGUUGUACGCUCAAUCCCAAGGUACAACCAGCUGUGGGUUCGCCUAUUUUCGUAAGUACCCUGGAUGGUCCCAUAAAGUUGACUCAAUCGGCAUACUGGAUCAUGAGAUUACCGUACGUUUAUGUAGCUGAUAAACAACAUUACUCGCAAAAUCCUUCUGCCAAACUUCUCAAAGGUGUAUUUGGUAUUACUGAAAUUGAUCAAUAAAUGCGUAAGUGACUA
Acanthoscelides obtectus is the source of this 2761-nucleotide messenger RNA. The record is from the annotation of a GenBank genome assembly. Lineage: Eukaryota; Metazoa; Arthropoda; Insecta; Coleoptera; Chrysomelidae.